Messenger RNA from Lolium rigidum, 1466 nucleotides. RefSeq lists its product as uncharacterized. The record is from RefSeq and is a predicted model, not a curated record. Bases 58 to 1269 code for a protein of 403 amino acids. Gene Ontology annotation, cellular component: nucleus. Lineage: Eukaryota; Viridiplantae; Streptophyta; Magnoliopsida; Poales; Poaceae. The transcript has a single exon. Gene Ontology annotation, biological process: regulation of DNA-templated transcription.
CACAACACAGAUCGUCUCGUCUCGUGGCGCCUGAGCCUCAGCUCGAUCGAUCCAUCCAUGGCCUCGGACCAGACCCUCCCACUACCUCCACUCCCCGCCCCGUCCAACCCCAACCAGAUCCACACCCCGACCGCACCGCUCCCGGGAGACGACUCGACACCGCCCCCGCCCCCCACCGCCUCCUCCGCCGCGCGGAAGCUCCCCAUCAAGCGCCGCUCCCCGCCGCGCCCCUCCGCCUCGCCGACCUCCUCCGGCGCCAACCCCGCCUCCCCCAACCCCGCCUUCAAGUUCCAGCGCAUCUGGUCCGAGACCGACGAGCUGCGCUUCCUGCAGGGCCUGCUCGGCUGCGGCCCGCAGGGCCAGGGCCUCGCCUUCCCGCGCGACCUCAACGUCUUCUACGACCAGUUCUCCGAGUCCAUGCCGCAGCCCUACACGCGCUCCCAGCUCUCCGAGAAGCUGCGCCGCCUCAAGAACAAGCACCGCGCCGUCGCCGCCCGCGUCGCCAAGGGCCUCGACCCCGCCCGACUCGCGCCGCACGACCGCGACGUGCUCCACCUCUGCUCCCGCCUCUGGGACCCCGCCUACGCCGCCAACUCACCCUUCGCGGGACCCGACAGCGCCAACAAGCGCCGACGCGCCAACCCCAACCCCCAGGGAGGAGGAGCGCCGCUCGACCUCCUCCCGGCCCCCUCCGGGGAUAGUAGCUACAACGGGGGGAUUACCUCCUCCGCCGCCGCUCCCGGCGCCUUCCCGGAUGAGAUGUACCUCGAGCAGGAGAGCGGCCACAACAACCUGUAUUUUGACCACCAAGGUGUUCCUCUUGCAGCUGACCCCAGCCUAGAUGGGGUUGCCAUGUCUCAACCCGGCGAGACCGUCCCUGCUUUCACUGCAAACAAUGAAGCCGUUCCUGCUUUCACCAACAUCGCAGCCAACGGAGCCGUUGCUGCUUUCACCAACACUCCAGACAAUGGAGCUGCAACUGAAGUCCCAACUAUUUUUGGGAACAACCACAACCACAACAACAUGGUUGCGGACAACGGAAACUGCAAGGUAAUGCCGCCACGCAGCAACGACCACCGCGUGGCGAGCGCCGUGCUGGAUAUCUUCGAGGAGUGUAUGAGGGAGGCCAAGGCCGAAGGAACCACCUGUGAAGCUGAGGAAAGCGAACUUGCCAAGCGGUGGAGGCAGCAGAGGAUCGAUGAGCUUGAUGUGCUGAGCCGAAGGCUCAGGUUGAUCAUUGAGGAUGGUACUACUGCAGCAGGGCACUGAAGUGGGUGAGAUCUCUCUAUUUUAGCGACAUGCUUCCACCCUUUGCCGCUAUGUAUAGAAAUGAUGCCUUAUUGUGCUAUGCUUGUGUAGCUCAUUGCUCAGCUUGAGCCCUGCUUUGGUCAGUCUAUCUUGAUUUAUGCCUAUGUAACGUCACUACGGAUAUUGUUGUUUCGUUCAAUAAUUUGAUCAUCCUGUCA